This is a messenger RNA of Eruca vesicaria subsp. sativa (arugula), 2166 nucleotides long. The record is from the annotation of a GenBank genome assembly. NCBI's taxonomy places the organism in Eukaryota, Viridiplantae, Streptophyta, Magnoliopsida, Brassicales, Brassicaceae.
AUGGUACCAGUGGAGAUGAACAACAAUAUUGGAGACGGUGAUAACAACAACGGAAACAAUAACACCACCACCACCAACAACAACAACAUUAAUGGUAGUCUUAUUUUUGGGGAUGAGGAAUUCGACAGUGUGAAUACAAGUGAGAAUCAAGAAGAUGGAAGCGAUCAUCAAGAUCCAGCUCCUCCUAAUAAGAGAAAACGAUGUCAUCGUCACACCAGACUUCAAAUCCAGGAACUGGAAAAUUUCUUCAAAGAGUGUCCUCAUCCAGAUGAAACGCAAAGGAAAGAUCUUAGCCGUCAAUUGGGAUUAGACCAGCGUCAGGUCAAAUUCUGGUUCCAGAACAAACGCACCCAGAAUAGGAAUAAUCAAGUACACCAUAAGAACUCACUACUUCGAGCGGAGAACGAUAGGCUUAGAGCUGAAAACUACCAAUGUCGAGCAUCUAUUGCUAAUGCCGUGUGUCCUAAGUGUGGAGGUAAAACCGCAAUUGGUGAAAUGUCUUUCAGGGAACAUCUUCUUCGCCUCGAAAAUGCUCGGUUGACUGAAGAGGUACGUAGGUACUAUAUAUAUAUCUGUCAAUUAUCUUUGGUGGUGGCCAAGCCUGUAAUGAACUAUACCCUUUCGACUCCGCCUGUUCCAGCUCGACCUUCUGAAGGGAUAGGAUCUAAUAGAAGAGAAGUGAAUGGAAGUAUCGGAAACCUCCCGGGGUCAGUCCUUAGAGUAAAAGAUGCCACUACGUCGUUGAUCAUAAAGCUGGCAGGUGUAGCCAUGGAGGAGCUAAUGGCGAUGGCUCAACUAGAUGAACCGCUGUGGAACGUAGGAGCUAAUGAAACGAGCUUAGCUUUAAACUUGACUGAAUACACAAGAACAUUUAGGAACGGACUCGGGCCUGUACUGAAUGGGUUUAGAACCGAAGCAUCCAAGGCAACCUCAAUUGUGUUCAUGAACCAUCUGGACAUUGUUCAAAUACUAAUGGAUGUGAAUUUAUGGUCGAACAUGUUUGCUAGAAUGGUUGCUAGAGCCAUAAGUCAUGACACUAUCUUGACUGGAAGCCAACGAAACUUUGACGGAGCGUUCCAUCUGAUGAUUGCUGAAUACCAAGUCCUUUCGCCAGUAGUCUCAACCCGAAAAUGCUACUUCGUCCGCAACUGUAAGCAGCAAGGUGACGGUAUAUGGGCGGUAGUCGAUGUAUCCAUAGACCAUUUCUUUCCAAACAUUAAACUUAAAUGUCGGAAACGACCCUCUGGAUGUCUGAUUCAACAGAUGCAGAAUGGAUUCUGCAAGGUGACUUGGGUUGAGCAUGUGGAGGUAGAUGACAGAGAAGUACACCCCUUAUAUAAGUCCUUAAUCAGCUCUGGUCAAGCUUUAAGUGCUGAACGUUGGGUUGAAACAUUGGAACGCCAGUGCGAGCGUUUAGCCUUCAUCAUGGCUCCAAACGUUCCAUCCAUAGAACCGGAUGUAACCAACAAUGCAAAGCAAAGCAUUAUGAAAAUAGCUGAGCGGAUGACAAGAAGUUUCCUUUCUGGAGUGGCCACUUCGAGUGAAGAUAUAUGGCUUAACUUGUCUGGUAAUAAAGAAUGUCCCGUAAGAGUGAUGACACAGAAGAGCUUGAAUGAUCCAGGAAGGCCUGUAGGGGUCAUUCUAUAUGCAUCCACUUCGUUCUGGCUCCCUGUUCCUCCCAACACUGUCUUUGACUUCCUCAAAGAUGCCAAGAAUCGAACCAGUUGGGAUGUUAUCACUACUGGAGGGGAAGAUGUGCAGUUGAUGUCACAGAUUGGAAGUGGGAGAGACAGUAGGAACUGUGUAUCUUUACUCCGGACCCCAAACACUAGCCAGAACAAGAUGUUGAUGAUUCAAGAGACCUCUAUUGAUCCAACAGCUUCAUUUGUGAUCUAUGCACCUGUUGAUGUAUCAUUGAUAGAGAAUGUUCUCUUGGGAGGUGACCCUGACAAUGUGCCACUACUUCCUGUGGGUUUUGCUAUUCUUCCAGAUGGUACGGCUCAGCAAGGAAGAGAAGGAGGGUCACUCGUCAGUGUUGCCUUUCAGGUUCUGGUUGCAGCAGAUCCUGGAGCUAGGCUGAAAUUGACCUCUGUUAGAAUCACCGAGCAUCUGACUUUAGCAAUUGUGGAUAAGAUCCAAGCUCACUUUAAUCAGCAGAUUGUUUGA